Messenger RNA from Metarhizium acridum CQMa 102, 1863 nucleotides. Lineage: Eukaryota; Fungi; Ascomycota; Sordariomycetes; Hypocreales; Clavicipitaceae. The record is from RefSeq and is a predicted model, not a curated record.
AUGUCCAGCAACGAAAAGCCCAGCGAGGGCGCUGCCGAGCUCAGCGGGAACACCUACUAUCCCCCGCCGCCGCCGGGCCCUCCUCCGUCACAGCAGGGUCAGCCUGAGCAGCAGCAGCAGCACUUCCAGCAGCCUCCAGCCGCUCAGCAGUAUCGGCCGCACCCCCAACAGCAGCCAGACCAGCAGCAGUAUUUCCAUUCGCCACCAGCUUCGGCCGACGAGAAGCAGUCUCACCAGCAGCAGCAGCAUCAACAGUAUCAACAUCAUCAACAGUAUCAACAGCAACCAUACUUUCCUCCCCCGCCGCCAGCUCCAGCCGACGAGAAGGAGUCUCAGCAGCAGCAGCAGCAUCAACAGCAGCAUCAGCAGCAGCCCUCCUUUCCCCCUCCACCGCCAGCUUCAGCCGACGAGAAGCAGUCUCACCACCAGCAGCAGAGCGCACAUGCCAUACCAGUAUACAAUCCCGCCAAUCCAGUCUUUGCCCCGCCCCCGACAACAGCUCAGCAUGACACCCAAACACCGACGGGCCAUCCAGGUCCGGCACAGUCGUACGCUCACCAGCAACCACCACAGCCUCAAGAGCAGCAGCAGCCGCAGCCGCAGCAGCAACCCUCACAAACUACUCACAAAAAGUCCGGCUGGGGUGAUCGCUUCAAGCACUUUGUCAGCGCCGGAGCCGCCGCUCCCAUCAACAGCCUUGCCCACAAGCUCGGCAGCCAAAGCUUCUUGCCCGAGACCCUGGACAAGGAAUGCGACAAGUCUGCCGCCAUCCUGAGAUCUUUCUGCAGUAUGUAUACACACACAAGGAAGCUCCUGACCCGUUCCAGAACUAACACACACGUUCCCGCAGCCAAAGGUGUCUAUGCUGACCCUGGGGCCGGCCAACCCCCAACCUCUACCGAUCCGAAAGCCCAGGAAUCUAGCACCGGCGUCAUUGACCCGACCAAGGAGAAGCCCAAGAACCGCGUCAUUGUCACGAUCCCGCCCAAGGUUAUUUCCAAAGCAGUCGGCCUCGCCAUCUUCACCACCCUCCGUGCUGGCUUCCAGGUCUCCGGCGCCACUGGCUCCGGCAUCCUGAUUGCGCGGCUGCCCGAUGGAUCAUGGAGCCCACCCUCGGGCAUCCAGGUUCACUCCGUCGGGGGAGGGUUCCAGAUCGGCCUGGACAUCUACGACUGCGUCUGCGUCAUCAACAGCAGGGAGGCCCUUGUCGCCUUCAUGAACACGCGCGUCAGCCUCGGGAGCGAUCUGGCCGUCGUGGCCGGGCCCUAUGGUGCCGGGGGCGCCGUGGACUUUGGUGCCGCCGUGCAGCGCGGGAGAGACGGCGCGGACAACAAGGCCACCGCGGCUUCAGAUGCGCAGCCCGCAGCCGCCCAAGCCCAGCCCUCGGGUGCGCUCAAGCCUGACGCGGGGGCUGCGUCCAAGGACCCGAAGCGCCGGAGUCUCAGCACCAGCGCCUUCAAGCCCGUCUUCUCGUACGUCAAGUCGAGGGGGUUCUACGCCGGCAUCCAGGUCGAUGGCACCGUCGUCGUGGAGCGCAAGGAUGCCAACGCCUCGUUUUACGGAGCUCCCGUCACGGUGCAGCAGAUCCUCCAAGGACAGGUUCCUCCCCAGGGGCCCCGGAACAUGUGGCCCGUCGGCGCUCGCGCGCUGCUCGAGACGCUCCGCGGCGCUGAGGCGGGAGCCCUGGGUCAUCACUCGUCUGCGUCUGCGUCUGGGGCGUCAGGUCCUCCAGGGUCUGGAAACGUGCCCUCGGCGAAUGCGCCGCCUGCGGGUGCUGCCCCUGGUGAAGCGUCGUCUGAUGCGCCGCCGGCGUAUGUAGAUGAUGGAAGUCAUGCGCAUGUUGGUGAUGUCAAGUAUGCGUAG